GGCGGCGGGUGGAGCGGCCGCCAUUUUCCUCAGAGGCGGUGCCUGGGAGCGGGCGGGCUCGGCGGGUCUGUCUGUGUGACCCUGCCGACGGUCCUGGGCUCGCGCUGCUGCGGGAAGCCGCUGCUGAGCAAAGGGCGGAAAAGCGGAACUAGCACCAGCGAGACAGAAGAGAUGGAAAUUUGCUGUGGAAAUACCAGAAGGAUGGUGGAGAGCUACUGACGAUUAUGCCUUAAUGAUGAAAAGUCCGGAGGAACUGGUAGGCUUCAAGUGUUGUCGAAGAAGCGGUUUGUCUUCCUGUUAAAAUGAUAAAAUCAGCACUCUUCACACGUCAUGGUAGGGUAACGGUAAACAACGCUUAACGCCCAGCAAGAUGUACCCACACCAGUGCUGUAGACGGAUACCGCUGCCCGAGAGAUGAGGUGAUAGUUGCACAAAUGGGCAAGACCAGUAGGCAGCCUUCUGCAUACGAGCUGCAGGUUUAGAGUUCACACAGCAGGUGGAGAAUCUUUUCCAGAAUUUGAUCAGAAUGAAUAGAACCGGAAAAUUCUCCAUAAACUGGGUUGUAAUUUCUACAUAAGAGUAGAAGAUUCAGAAUUACUGAGAGGAGAGAGCUUAAGUUUUACCUUUUCAGUAAAUCAUGCCUUACCUAGUUUGAAGAUCUGAGAGAACUUUCUGUUUGCAUAGUGCAUCAGGGAAAAUGGAAGAAGAUGAGACUUUACAAGGUGCAACAGAAAGGGCAAAAGUUGAAACACAUACUACUCCUGAGAUUGGUCGGCGGAUAUCAGUUAGUGAGUUCCUUUGCCACUGCUGUUAUGACAUUCUGGUCAAUCCCACCACCCUGAACUGUGGGCAUAAUUUCUGUAGACAUUGCUUAGCCUUGUGGUGGGUAUCAUCCAGGAAGAAUGAAUGUCCCGAAUGCAGAGAAAAAUGGGAAGGAUUCCCCAAAAUUAACAUCCUCCUCAGGGAUGUUAUUGAAAAGCUAUUUUCUGAUGCCAUUGAACAAAGAAAAGAAGAUAUUCAACAAAACAGCGAUGUAGCACGCAGCUUAGCAACCUUCCAAAAAUAUGGGAAUGACCAGAUCCUUACAGUUCCAAACGCAGGAAGAAUUAAUCCUCGAGGAGGAGGGUUUUUCUCAGGCGUUCUGACAGCUUUAACUUGUGUAGCAGUGGUUCUACUUGGAUAUCACUGGAGUAGCAGAGAAUUUGAAGAAGAUCAUCUUGUCCACAAGCCUGUUGCUAAAUGGACUUCAGAGGAAGUGAUACUUUGGCUAGAGCAGCUGGGCCCGUGGGCUUCACAUUAUAAAGAAAGGUUUUUGCUAGAAAAAGUGAAUGGAAGACUCCUUCUAACACUGACAGAGGAGGAUUUCACGAAAGAGCCUUACAGUAUAGAGAACAGUAGCCAUAGAAAAGCUAUUAUGGCAGAACUGGAAUGUGUGAAAAAUUUAGGUGUUAAACCACCACAGAACCUUUGGGAAUAUAAGGCAGUAAAUCCAGGAAAAUCACUCUUUCUACUGUAUGCACUGAAGAGUUCUCCAAGACUCAGUAUGUUAUACCUAUAUUUGUUUGAUUACACGGAAGCUUUCCUACCUUUCAUCCACACAAUUUGCCCUGUGCCAGAAAACAAGUAUGAAGAUAUUGUCACAAAACUACUAGACCUUAAAGACCCUUCUUGGAAGCAAUGGAGAGAAUUCGUUGUAAAGUAUUUAUUUUUGCCAUACCAGUUGAUAGCUGAGUUUGCUUGGGAUUGGCUGGAUGUGCACUACUGGACAUCAAGAUUUAUAAUUGUAAAUGCCAUGUUGCUCUCUGUUCUGGAAUUUUUCUCUUUUUGGAGGCUCUGGUCAAGACGAGAAUUGAAGACUAUUCCUCACAGGAUGUGGAGACAUUUCUGGAAAGUCUCAACCCAGGGUCUUUUUGUUGCCAUUUUUUGGCCUUUUAUUCCUCAGUUUGUCUGCAAUUGUUUGUUUUACUGGGCCUUGUACUUUAACCCGAUUACAAACAUUGAUCUUGUGGUUAAAGAAGUAAGGCGUCUGGAGACACAAGUGCAGUGACUGGCAUUGGAACAGUUGAGCUGUUCAGCUUCUAAAAAUGGUUGUUUGAAAUAAAGAUUUGCUUUUCUUCUUUAUAUCUGUGGCAAGGAGAGUGGUAGAUUGUGUUAACUUAAACAUGCAAAAAAGCCUUAAGGUAAGUUACUGUUAAACCAGCUGAUUCCAAAUCUGAGGGAUAGGUUUUAUUAUCCAAAAUGAAUUUUCUAUUGAAAGAAAAGAAAUUGCCCUCCCGAUUUAGCCAUGUAAAACUCAGACAGUCAGGUCAUCCUAUUUCUGAUCAAAUGAAACUUCUCUUUCCUCUCUUGAGCAUUCUGGUUCUUUUUAAGCUUGCCUUAAAAUCAGCAUGUUCUGAACAGCUACAUUGUUGGAGUUUUUUAAUUUAUUUUUAUUUUAACUCAGCGGGUUUUUUUACCAGAAUUGUGUUCCUCAACUUAAGUUUGCCAAAGGAAUGUUCUUCCUGCAUAGGCUUGAUACUGAAAAUACUUCAGUGUUUUCAGACUGCUUUGCAUUUAAAGUUACGGUUGUCAUACAGAGUCUCACAGUAGAGUUUGUUCUAAGAUUCCUGCUUUUGAAGGCAAAGACUGCUUCAGUUUCCUUGUCUUUUGGAAAAUGUGGUGAUUGCCACUGUUUUUUUUUUUUUUCAGAUUAGCUAGACUUCAGCAAUAAUUUCUUCCAUGCUCUCCUCUUGAAGUCUGUUGCUAGCUUUUAAAAUCAGGGUUCUCUCUUAAAAAGGAUUAUUUUGGAAAAGUGACCUGACACUGUAAUUACAUCUUACACACAUUAUACUGCAGGAUCUAGAUCUGUGAGCAAAUGUUGACUUGAAAAUUAUUUGUGUAAACCAGAUUGCCAUUUGAUAAUGUAUGUUUUUUGAAUGAACCAAAAGAUUUUUCAAGAGUUUUCUCUCCUUGCAUUCUACAUUGGCUUGGGUUUGUUUUGGUUUUUUUGUUUUGUUUUUUUUCAUUUGUAUCAUUAAUAUGAACUUUAAAUUUGGCUAUUUUCAAAUAUUAAAGAUCUAUUUUGAAAUCAUCA
Molecule: messenger RNA, 3073 nt
Organism: Colius striatus (speckled mousebird)
Lineage: Eukaryota; Metazoa; Chordata; Aves; Coliiformes; Coliidae
Gene: BFAR
Product: bifunctional apoptosis regulator
Exons: 9
Coding region: 698-2047 (449 amino acids)
Biological process (GO): proteasome-mediated ubiquitin-dependent protein catabolic process
Cellular component (GO): nucleus
Molecular function (GO): ubiquitin protein ligase activity; protein binding
Source: RefSeq, a predicted model, not a curated record